This is a messenger RNA of Mustela lutreola (European mink), 7086 nucleotides long. RefSeq names its product leucine rich repeat containing 40 (gene LRRC40). NCBI's taxonomy places the organism in Eukaryota, Metazoa, Chordata, Mammalia, Carnivora, Mustelidae. Gene Ontology annotation, molecular function: protein binding. The transcript has 16 exons. The record is from RefSeq and is a predicted model, not a curated record. Bases 56 to 1864 code for a protein of 602 amino acids.
CGCCACCUUUAAACGUCACGUGCGGCGCUCUGCUUCUGGACUCCAAGGUUUGAACAUGUCGCUCCUGAAGGGAGUGGCGGAGAAGAAUACCCGAGCGGGUUUUAGAGCUGAGAGGAGAGAGGUCGAUGCUGCAGUACCUCAGGGGCUGUUAAAGGCAGCGAGGAAGAGCGGCCAGUUAAACCUGUCGGGUCGGAAUCUCAGUGAAGUACCUCAGUGUGUCUGGAGAAUAAAUGUGGAUAUUCCUGAGGAAGCUAAUCAGAAUCUUUCAUUCAGUACUACUGAGCGAUGGUGGGAGCAGACGGAUUUGACCAAACUAAUCAUAUCCAACAAUAAACUUCAGUCACUUACAGAUGACCUACGACUCCUGCCUGCACUCACUGUUCUUGAUAUACAUGAUAACCAGCUGACAUCCCUUCCUUCUGCUAUAAGAGAGUUAGAAAAUCUUCAGAAACUUAAUGUCAGCCAUAACAAACUGCAAAUACUACCUGAAGAAAUUACAAAGCUAAGAAACCUGAAAGGCCUAUAUCUCCAGCAUAAUGAACUAACUUGCAUACCAGAGGGAUUUGAACAACUUUUCAAUUUAGAAGAUUUGGAUAUUUCCAACAAUCGUCUUACAACUGUUCCUGCUAGUUUUUGUUCUCUCUCCAGUCUGGUGCGACUUAAUCUUUCCAGCAAUCAACUGAAGAGUUUGCCAGCAGAAAUAAGUGGAAUGAAAAAAUUAAAGCAUUUGGAUUGUAACUCAAAUCUCUUAGAAACGGUACCUCCUGAAUUGGCUAACAUGGAGUCACUAGAAUUGCUUUAUUUGCGGAGGAAUAAAUUACGUUUUCUACCAGAAUUUCCUUCUUGCAGAUUAUUAAAGGAAUUACAUGUAGGUGAAAACCAGAUUGAAAUAUUAGGGCCAGAACAUCUUAAGCAUCUGAAUUCUAUCCUUGUGCUAGACCUGCGGGAUAAUAAGAUAAAAUCUGUUCCAGAUGAGAUUACACUGCUACAGUCUUUGGAGAGACUUGACCUAAGUAACAAUGAUAUUAGUAGUCUACCCUGUUCAUUGGGAAAACUUCAUUUGAAAUUUCUGGCACUAGAAGGAAAUCCUUUAAGAACCAUACGAAGAGAAAUUAUAAAUAAAGGAACCCAAGAAGUCUUAAAAUAUCUGCAAAGCAAGAUUAAAGAUGAUGGACCAAGCCAAAGUGAUUCUGUUAUUGAGACUGCCAUGACACUACCAAGUGAAUCCAGAGUCAAUGUACACGCUAUCGUCACAUUAAAAAUAUUAGACUAUAGUGAUAAACAAACAACUUUAAUUCCUGAUGAAGUAUUUGAUGCAGUGAAAAGCAACAUUAUCACUUCUGUUAACUUCAGUAAGAAUCAGCUAUGUGAAAUUCCUAAAAGAAUUGUGGAACUGAAAGAAAUGGUUUCUGAUGUCAGUCUCAGUUUUAAUAAGCUUUCCUUUAUAUCCUUGGAAUUAUGUAUGCUUCAAAAAUUGACUUUUUUAGAUCUCAGGAACAAUUUUUUAAAUUCUUUGCCUGAAGAAAUGGAAUCACUGAUAAGACUACAAACAAUUAAUCUAUCCUUUAACAGGUUCAAAAUACUACCUGAAGUUCUGUAUCACAUCCCCACACUUGAAACAAUUUUGAUUAGUAACAAUCAGGUUGGAUCUGUAGACCCUCAGAAAAUGAAGGCAAUGGAAAAUCUGAUGACAUUGGAUCUUCAAAAUAAUGACCUCCUACAAAUUCCACCAGAGCUUGGUAAUUGUGUGACCUUAAGAACACUACUACUAGAUGGAAAUCCAUUCCGUGUUCCUCGAGCAGCCAUAUUAAUGAAAGGAACAGCUGCUAUUCUGGAAUAUUUGAGAGACCGGAUUCCUACUUAAAUUGAGAGGAGGAAGCAAUAUAAUAACCUGACAUGGGACUAAUCUUUAAAGCCACAUGAAAGACUGCUUUAUACUAGGGACAGGUAAGUGCAUCUCUUUCUGAGGGAAGUAAAGCACAGUAGGGUCUUCACAAGUUAUGCCUUAGAAUUUGAUAUAUGAUAAAUAAGACACUGCUUCUUUUCAUUUCUGAUAUGGUCUCCAAAAUCAGGUAGCAGAUGCCUGGAGGAAGACUAAUUGGUGUGUAUUAAGCUAAAGAAUGAUUAGCUUCUUUGUGCCUUUGUACUGGUCUUGGACAGAGUUGAGUUCCUCCUGGCUGGGAGGCCCCCUGACACAAUUGUAUUUAAUAGUUUUACCACAUCCGUUCAUUCUUCACACAAGAAUUUAAAACUGUUGUAACACGUGUCAUGAUGUAUUGAGAAUUUAAAUUUGAUUCCUUCAGUUUUUUUAGUCAAUUUGGUUUCUCCUCUCAGUUUUCUUUGAGGUGUGUAAGUGAUUCCCUGCUUUAUCAUGUACCCUAAGGAGUUAGAGACAUAACUUUCAUAGAGUUUUCUCUAGUUUAGCAGACAGUUCAGCACAUAGUUCACAAAAGAACAAUCUUGGCACUAUUAGGAAGUUUAUUGCUUUCAGCUCUCACAAGAAUUUGGAAAUACAAAAGCUGACUUAAUGAGUGGAAUUAUGAUGUCUGCAUAGUAGGAAUGUGGUAAGUCUAGAGUUCAGGUCCCGACUGUAGUUAAUAAAAUUGUAUUAAAUAGUGGAGAUUCACUAAAAGGAUAGAUUUCGGGUGCUCUCACCACACAUGCACACACACACACACACACACACACACACACAAACAUAAAAGGUAACUGUGAGGAGAUGAGUUAAUUAUCUUGAGUAGUAAUAAUUGCACUAAUGUACUUAUAUAUCGAAUCCUCAUGUUGUACACCUUAAGUAUACACAAUUUUAUUAAAAAAAAAAACCAACUAAAAAACAAGGGCAUCACACCCCAUAGCUGUUAAGUAAACAUUUCCAUUUAAUAGUGCAAAAAAAAAAAGAUGGCUUUUUCAUGUUGGCCAUUGAAUAUAUAUAUAGAUAUUGGGCUUUUCCCAGUAGUUUUCAAAUUCAUGUCCAGCAAUAUGCCCAAAGUGGUACUUGAGGGUCAGGAGCCCACUGGUUAAGUACUGAAGAAGCACAAUCUCAUUUUCAGCUGUAAGCAUGCUUCACAAUUCAUUGCAAAUCGUUUUAAUAAACUUACAUUUUCUAAUUUGAUGCACAGAGACACUAAAUGGCUCCAAGGGAAAAGCCAGUACUUCAUCUGGCAACCUAUUUUCCAGACCAUGGUUGAACUGCUAUACUUUCUGAACUCAUCUUUAUUAUACAGUUGUUUCACUUCUAGGCUAAUUCUAACCUGAGUUUUAAAAAAAAAAAAAAAAAAAAAGCCUUAAUUAAAACCUCAAAGAACAAACAAAAACGCUGGGAUUUUGUUCGAUGUAAAACGUAUCUGCUAUUUCUAUUGCAAGUGUCAUUCCUGGUGAUAUUUUUCCCUCAGAAUAAUUUACGGGAAUUUAGAUGGCUACUGCUUCCUAGUGCUUAGAGGUGUUGCCCUAUGGAAUUGCAAACAGUGAAGGAUCUGGGAUAAGCUCCAUGGGCACCUCCACUCUCUCUCUGGACGGCAUGCGUGAGACUUGGUCUGUAUCUGCAUACUUCCAGGCACUCUUUGAUGUUUUACUUCCUAAAAAAUUUUAUUAUAAGUGCUGCUCAGGUUGCUUUACUUACCGAACUCUAAUGGGUCCUGUUCUGUUCAUAAACACAAAGCAUCCUUCUAACAGUGGGGCGCUUGCUAACAGUAAAGAGUGUGAUCUUUUCCUUGUCUGUAAGUGCAUAUGUAUUUAGAAUAUCUAAGUUCACCAGAAUUAUGUGCAUUUUUCUUGUGUUUAAAAUACAAAUGAAUUAUUUUAGAGCAAAGUUUCUUGAAACACCAAAGAUUCACUGUUCUAUUCUCUCCUUUCCUCAGAUUGAUCUCUUUAAGCGGCACAGUAGACCUUUGUUGGUAAGCUUCAGUGCUCUCCCUCCAGAAAGGAGGAGAUGCCCUUCAGCCCCUCUGACUGGCCCUUACAAGAUAAUCCCCUGGAAGAACAAAGCCAAGUGAAAGUGGAAGGUCAACUCAAUUAGCAUAGUGACGAUUCCUCCCUGCUAUGGAACAUUGUAGAUGAGGACUACAGUUAUUUCUAUUCCCAUUGUCACCUGAGACAUUGUCCCUUCUUGGAAAAGAACAUACAUGUAGGACAGGAGCCUGCCUUCCUAAGGGAAUAGAAAACUUCCACACCCACAUUAUAAAAACAGUAAAACUUAAUGGGUGUUUGGGUGGCUCAGUUGGUUAAGCAUCCAACUCUUGAUUUUGGCUUAGGUCAUGAUUUGAGGGUCUUGGGAUCUAGCCCCACAUCAGGCUCUGAGCUCAUUGGGGAGUCUGCUUGAGAUUCUCUCCCUCCUCUCGUGCCCUUCCAUCCCCAGUCCUCUUUUUCUCUUUUGCUCUCUAAAAUAAAUUUUAAAAUAAAUAAAUAAAAACAAUAAAGCUGAAAGGAAACAAUUUGCCAUCUUUAUUAGACUAAGAGAGAAAGUGAUAAUACGUUGUUCUUUGUUCUCCCCUCAUAUUUUAUACCUACACAGCAUGUAUUAGAUUUUCUGUGUCUGUCUCCCCACUACACUGUUUCUUGAGAGGGGGGACCGUGGCUUACUUCUGUCUCCUACUGUUCUCAAAAUCCCUUGCUCAUAAAUAAUUUUGAUUAAAUUGGAUGGUACAGCAAGACAAAGAUAAAUCGUUUCAAUUACUGAUAACUUUUUAAAAAGGAUAAGCACAGAGAUUGGCUAGAGAGCAACUCUCAGGAUGGUCCAGAGGAAGACCUGGGUGAGAAUGCUUAAAGAGCUCUCUAAGCUAGCUCUGUUCUAGCCCACACAUAGGCCUGGAUGUAUCCUCUCAGUAUGGGUACAUAUUGGAGGGGGGGUGGUAAACAUGCUGGAAGUAUUUAUGGAAAGUUUAAAAAAGAAAAGAAGAAAUUAUAGUAUUUUAACUUAGAGUAGUUUAUGAUGAUCUAGGUCCCUAGAUCACAGGGAUAGUCACUAUCAUUUUUCAGAAAUAAGCAAAAACCUAAAAAAAAAAAAAGUGACUGACGUGUGUGUGUGUGUGUGUGUGUGUGUGUGUGUUUAAGAGACAGAGUCCCAAGUUUGAAUUUCUCUGGGAAAUGGUGACAAACCUAUAUUUGUGAUGUUUGCCAGCAACUUUCAUGUUUUUAAAAAGAAUGUAUCUAUCAUAGUGAUGACCUUCUAGAGAAAUCUGUCUUGAUCAUAACAAGACUAUGUGAUUCUGUCAAGUGCAAAAUAAUUAUUGCUAAGUUGAACGACACCACAAGUAUGGCUGAAGAAUUGUGUUCAAAGGUCAAUCCCCAAAGAAGGUUGAAUGAAUUUCUUAAGAAAGAGCACACUAAAUUUGUGGUUCCUGAUCCUGGGGCUAGAAGGAAAUGGUUUCCUUUGGAGGAAAACACCAGAGGAUUUAGUAGUUUCACAUAGACUUCAGAAAAGAAGAACAUGUUUUCCUUUUAUUUUUGCUUGGGGUUGGAAGAAGAAAAGAUAAAUGGCUGGAAGAGAAACAGCAUGAACCCACAAAUAAAUAGGGCUUGGAUGGAAUUAACAAAGGAGAGCCCGAAACAAGGGUGCUGGCUAAGCUGUGAGGGUGAGGAUAUAAUUAGCUUAGAAGAAGUAAACAGUAACAUCUGGCUUUUAAAACUAUGAUCCAGCCAUCAGAGGCCCUGCAGUUCCAAAUAUUUAAGAACCAAAAUAGCUUGAGGACACGUCACCCAAACUGCCAGAGGCUCUCUACCUCCAGUACCUAGACAUUCUGACUGAAAGAAGGGAGGAGGCGAAGAUUUUAAACCACCCUUUGAAUCUGAUGAUCACUUUAUGAGAUAUCUUUUGCAACACAUUCCUUGAUUUACUUUAUAUUUAGGUAAAAUAUGAUUAUGCUAAUUACAUAGUUAAAAUGAAAAAUUAGGAGUUGAUAUUAGAUGCCUAUCAUUGCCAGAUGUCAUCUGGAAAUAAAGCCACACACAGAUAGACACAUAUUUAGACUCGACUAGUUGUAGAAUUAUGUAAGGAAGCCUGUGCUAGGCAUAUUUAAAUCCCAAUGUUUAAGUUUUAAAGAGCUCAUUUAAAAAUAUGUAUUGUAAAUAAUUUAUAGCAGCUUAUCUUUCACAUAUUUAGAAUGAGCAUAUCUGAAGGAAGCUUGGUUAAAAUAACGGCAGAUAGGCACAAAAUAUUUGAAAAUCAAAAGCAAAUUAGAGGACUAAUAAAAUGGCAGGUGUAAUAACCUGAACAAUUGGGAAUAUCAAAACUAAAUCACACAUUUCACCAAGGCUUAGAGAGCAGUCAGUCUCUCUCUCUCUUUCUCUCCCCUUAUGAUUGGGUCUCUCUAUGACUGGGAUACAACCAGAGAGGUUUAGUCAAAAAAUAUAGAAACUACUUAAAAUACGGCCAAAGCUCUUACUGUAUUGUCUUACAUUGUUUAAACCUAAAGGGUUGUUUCAAAUUAAUUAUCUCAAUAGAGUAUAGAAAUGGAUGUUAACAGUUUUAUCAACAGUUGAUUAACAGUUAUUCACAGUUACAUCAGCAAAACAGGUAUGAGAAUGGACUGUCCAGUGUGUGUGGUCAUCCAGGCUACAGAAUUGCCAAGACAAGGAAAUAAAAUAGGGAUAUAAGGGCUCCAUCUAGUGGCGGCUUUUCCUAAGUGCAGAUAUGUCCUAAAAAGUGUGUGGCUCUGUCCAAUUGUAGAUGAGGAUAGUAUAUAUCAGAUUUAAGCCCUGCAAUUGAAAUGGAGGGUCUUAUUGGGAUGAAACACAUGUUUUGUUGCUUUAUCAGGAUGGGUUACUGAGUUAAGUAGCAGCCUCUUCUCUGGAGGAAAUUAAAAAUAACAUUAGUUCUUUCCAGAAGGUAGACAGAUGAGCCAGAUCCUCUCAAGGUCAUUUUUUGUUUUAUGAUAGAGCAAUAAUUUUCCUCAUUUCCCCCCAGAAUUUACCUAUGGCUAUAUUAUUUGAUAUUAGCCUUUAUUUCAGAAAACUACCUGUUUUUUUUUUUUAAAUGGGAUAACUUUAGUGGGUGAUUUUCCUUAUACUGUGAAGUUGCAUGUCUAAAAAAUUAUUCACUACAUUAUGAAAGUAGUUUCUGAAAAUAAAUAGCAGUGAAAUGAAAUGUGA